Rotaria sordida is the source of this 1269-nucleotide messenger RNA. The record is from the annotation of a GenBank genome assembly. Lineage: Eukaryota; Metazoa; Rotifera; Eurotatoria; Philodinida; Philodinidae.
AUGACGGACGAAUAUAAUACUUCGACAGAUUUGAAUAUGGCAACUGGUGAAGAAGAUACAGAAGAAGCAAUAGUCACUAAUAAAGAUGAACCUAUGACAACAACUAUUGAUGAAAAUGGUUAUGAAUCUGAAUGUAGUUCAAGUUCGAGAAGUGAAGAAGAUGUAGCUUGUUCGGCACUUGAAAUUGAAGCUGAUGCAUUUACAAGAUUUAUUGAACGACAACGUAUGGAAGUCAUGUUUGAAUUACGUCGUUUACGUUUGGGUGAACGACCUGUAACAGGACAACAUAAUCGAGAAAGAAUUGAAACAUUUCUUAAUAAUAUUCAUGAACAUCAACAAGAAACAAGAGUUCCAUCGACACGACCAGCACCACCUAGUGCUCAUAUAGCUGAUAUUAAUGCAUUAACCAAUCGUCGAUGUGUAUCAGCAGCAUUAGGUAGUGCUGCUUUUCGACAAGAUCUAGAAAAUACUAUUCGUAAUACAAUUGGAACUCGACCAGUAGUACCAGUACAACAAACUCCACGAACAUCAAGUGUACCACAAGUUUUAGCUUCAGUUAAUGUCGAACAACAACGUCCACAGAUCAUUCCAACAGUACCUCAAAUUCCUAUCGAACAGCAAUCAUCACGUACACCUUCCAACGUUGAAAGACAACAACGUGAAUUCGAAGCAUGGGACGCAAUAACACAAUUACAACGUGAAAGAAUUGUUUUAGAAAUUAGUGAUCUUGUCCAUCGACAAUUAGUAACAAGUGCUUUAGAAAGUGAUUUUCGUAGACACCUCGAACAAAAUGUUUUAAAUCGUUUGGAACACGGAGCACCUGCUGAACAACAACAACAAGCAGCACCUACGGCUAUAAUACCACCAGUUCCUACUCAACUGCCACGAGUCAAUGUUCAUGCCUCUGCUUCGAAUAUUGAUGCAUUAUCAGCACGUCUUGAUACAAUGCAACAGAUGCUUCAACUUGUGUUUACAAUGCAAAUGGAUAUGCAAAGAUCAUUACGUCAAGAUGUAGCAAGUGCUUUAGCUAAUAAUUCUACAACAACAAUGAAUUCAACAACUCAACCAAUACAAUCUGGUCAUUGUACUGUUUGUUUAAAUGCUAUUGCUGAUACAGUUCUUUAUCGUUGUGGUCAUCUUUGUGUUUGUUAUGUGUGUGGAUUACAACUUCAACAAGGUAGAACAACACAUGCUGUUAAAUGUCCUAUAUGUCGUGCUCCAGUUGAAGAUAUUCUUCGUGUUUAUCGAAGUAGUCGUGAUGGAGAAUAA